Clarias gariepinus (North African catfish) is the source of this 1895-nucleotide messenger RNA. RefSeq names its product insulin-like growth factor binding protein 1a (gene igfbp1a). Gene Ontology annotation, molecular function: insulin-like growth factor II binding; insulin-like growth factor I binding. Bases 221 to 1018 code for a protein of 265 amino acids. Gene Ontology annotation, biological process: regulation of insulin-like growth factor receptor signaling pathway. Lineage: Eukaryota; Metazoa; Chordata; Actinopteri; Siluriformes; Clariidae. The record is from RefSeq and is a predicted model, not a curated record. The transcript has 4 exons. Gene Ontology annotation, cellular component: extracellular region.
ACAUUAACGUGCCAGUUGCUCCUGGAGCGUAUAAAUACUCGGCGCGUCGAGGGCAGAGCUUAGUCAUUUCACCGGGCUUAAGAAGGAGAACACCAACUAGAAGGAGAAAUCACAGGAGAAACGAAUCCCAAGUAGUCGUUAGGUUGCGUGCUCGAGCGUUAGGAAAUUUUUGUUUGUUUGCUUGUUUAUCAUAUAGCUAUUUGUAUUUGAUCGUUUUGGAAUGAGCGGAGUCUUUCUGAAGUUGCUCCACGCGGUGGUACUUGGCGCGGUCCUCUCAGCGCCACAGCUCCGCGCCUCGCCGCUCCUGGAGCCGAUCCGCUGCGCCGAGUGCACCGCGGAGCGCGAGGCUGAGUGUCCGCCGGUGGAAGCCGGUUGCACUGAGGUGCUGCGGGAGCCCGGAUGCGGCUGCUGUAUGGCGUGCGCUCUUAAGCGCGGGGACGCGUGCGGCGUCUACAAGGCGCCGUGCGGCUCGGGGCUGCGAUGCCUCCCCGCACCUGGAGAACUGCGGCCGCUGUAUGCGCUCACACGGGGUUAUGGCGUGUGCACUGAGAUCGGGGAGGACGUGCAGACACGCACGCAGCCGGCGUCAGCUCAGCCCGAACUGGAUGGUUAUGGUCGGAGUGAGGCUUCUGCAGGUUCUGAAGCCGGCUCACAGAUCGUCGUGCCGAGCCACAUCAAACCCUACGACCCGUGGCUCCUCAGUGGCGCUCAGGAGAGCAUGAAGUCUAAAGGGGGCAGCUACAGAAGGAAACUGGUCGAGCAGGGUCCUUGCCAUGUGGAAUUAAAAAGAGCUCUUGAAAAGAUUGCUCGAACGCAACAGAAGCUGGAAGAGAAGCUGACAAAGUUCUACCUGCCUAACUGUGAUAAACAAGGCCUGUACAAAUCUAAGCAGUGUGAAUCGUCUCUGGAUGGCCAGAGGGGGAGGUGCUGGUGUGUGACGCCGUGGAAUGGAAAAAAGAUUGCGGGAUUCAGUGAACUUCCCACAGAUGCCGAUUGCCCUCAUGAGCUCAAUCACUGAUCACACAACCACAGACACAUAGAAAUUCAGGAUCGGAGGAAUUCUUCCACUCAUGGACUAUUUCCACAAACAUAUACAUACAGAACAUUAUGCCACUGACUUCUUUUCUAUGUUCUAUUUAUUUAUUGUAGCCUUCAUGUUUUUUUUUAAUGCUGGUACACUGUUGUUUAAAUUAGUGAAUAUUAGUUCACUAAACCCACCAAAAAAGAAAACUAUUCUUUCUUAUUUUUUUUUGUUUCUGAAAGGAUUCUGUAUGAAUAUGUUUAUAUUUACUUUAAUACAUCCAUGUAUAUUUAUUUAAACUGAAUGUAUUCAUAUAAUUAUUCGGGUGAGAAUAUUUAUACCUUUAUGCCUUAUUGUUAUUAUUUUUGUAUGGAGUAAAAUUGUAUAUGUUGAGUGCGUUUUAUUAGUGUCUGUUGUCUUAUUUUCCCAACUGAGUGUUGGUAGGAAUCAAAAUGGAAAAAAGCACUGCAUGACCAAACCACGUUGUCACUGCAUAAAGCGUUCCUUGCAUUUUACGUUGUUACACUGUUGACCUUUUUUGGUCUCAUUUCCUUUAUAUUAUUGCACAAUUAAGUGAAGAAGACUAAAGCUUUCACACUUCUCUACUCUGUUCCGCAGUGCAUGAUGGGUAUUGGUCUUCAUAUCUUCUGAAAUGGGUAACUGCUUGUUCCUACCUCUGUUUUUGAAGAUUUAUUGUAUUUGUGUUAUUUCUGAGAAACCUUGCUUUUUCCAGAGUGGCUUUUCGACCACAGGACCACUUAAGGUUGAGUUCUUAUAUUUGAAGCGUAUACAUUUGUUAUAAUAUGUGUGUGUACAUGCAUACAUAUAAAAUGUGUGUGUGUGUGCCUUUUUAAUAAAUUGUGGGAGAAAAUGA